Molecule: messenger RNA, 1019 nt
Organism: Brachypodium distachyon (stiff brome)
Lineage: Eukaryota; Viridiplantae; Streptophyta; Magnoliopsida; Poales; Poaceae
Product: NADPH-dependent aldehyde reductase-like protein, chloroplastic
Exons: 2
Coding region: 21-836 (271 amino acids)
Molecular function (GO): oxidoreductase activity
Source: RefSeq, a predicted model, not a curated record
AGCACGGCUGCCUAAAAGACAUGGCCGGCUCCGACGCCACCGCGAGCGUGACCGCGCAGUUCAUGCUGGACGGGCGCGUGGCCAUCGUGACGGGCGGCGCGGGCGGCAUCGGCUCGGCCGUCUCCAAGCACCUGGCCUCCCUCGGCGCGCGCGUCGCCGUCGGCUACUUCGGCGACCCAACGCCGGCGCGUGAGCUCGUGGCCAGCAUCAACGCCCAGCACGCCAACAACAGCGACCAACCACGGGCCGUCGCGGUGGAGUGCGACGUCUCGGACGCGAUCCAAGUGAAGGCGCUCUUCGACGCGGCGUCAGCGGCAUUCGGCGGCGCCGAGCUCCACAUCCUGGUGACCACGGCGGCCGUGCUGGACUACUCCUACCCGGCCCUCGCCGACACGAGCGAGCGCACCUACGACGCGGCGUUCGGCGUGAACGCGCGGGGCACGUUCCUGUGCCUCCGGGAAGCCGCGAACCGGCUCUCCCGGCGCCACGGGCGCGGCCGGAUCGUGACGUUCUCGUCGUCGGGUGUCGGGUCGCUCAGGCCGGGCUACGCGGCGUACGCGGCGAGCAAGGCGGCCGUGGAGACCAUGACGAAGGUCCUGGCGCGCGAGCUCCGGGGCACGGGGAUCACGGCCAACGCCGUGGCGCCCGGGUCGACCGGCACGCCCAUGUUCUACGGCGGGAAGUCGGAGGAGGAGGCCGCGAGGUACGUCGCCGAGGCGCCUCUCGGGAGGCUGGGAAUGCCUGAGGACAUCGCGCCGAUGGUUGGGUUUCUGGUUAGUGACGCUGGCGGGUGGGUCAAUGCCCAGGUCAUCCGCUGCAACGGCGGCACCAUCUAGUAGCCUUCACUUUAAAUGGCAUCGUCAUGAGUCUUACUCGGUUUGAACUUUGAGGUUGAGGGACAAUGAAAGUUGUACUCCGUUUAAGUAGUGAAGAGAAGAGUUUCAUCGAAGGAUUGGCGAUUACCAUUGCCAUUACUGUUCAAAGCACCUGCGGGAUUAGUGAAUGCUUUUGAUUCCUCC